Messenger RNA from Zea mays, 2419 nucleotides. RefSeq names its product cationic amino acid transporter 5. NCBI's taxonomy places the organism in Eukaryota, Viridiplantae, Streptophyta, Magnoliopsida, Poales, Poaceae. The transcript has a single exon. The coding region runs from base 26 to 2092 and encodes 688 amino acids. Gene Ontology annotation, cellular component: plasma membrane. Gene Ontology annotation, molecular function: L-glutamate transmembrane transporter activity; L-lysine transmembrane transporter activity. The record is from RefSeq and is a predicted model, not a curated record. Gene Ontology annotation, biological process: transmembrane transport; amino acid transport.
GAGGCACUACGCAAAACUCCAAGCCAUGACGUCACGCUCGUACCGAGCGACGAAUCCUCCACACUCCCAUAUACACAUGCAACAGAGACACACAGUCACACGCCGACACCCUCACGCCCACACACACAGCAGCAGCCCAGCUACAACUACAAGCUACUCCACCACCUCCACACGAAGUGGGACUGUGGGAGGCGCGAGUGACGUGAGGCGAGCCGCUCCUGCUGCAGCCAUGGAGCCCGCGGAGAACGACACGUCCUCGCCGCCUGAGUAUGGCGCAGGCAAGGCCGCGGCGACGGUACCGGCGAGGAGCUACUGGCGGUGGCGCAGGGACGACUUCUUCCCGGAGCCGUCGUUCGCGAGCUGGGGCGCGUACCGGCGGGCGCUGCGCGAGACGCCGGCCCGCCUCCGCGACCGCCUCGCGGGGCGGUCCACCGACGCCGCGGAGCUGGGCGCGCUGCGCCGGCGCAGCGAGCACGAGAUGCGGCGGUGCCUGACGUGGUGGGACCUGACCUGGUUCGGCUUCGGGUCCGUCAUCGGCGCCGGCAUCUUCGUGCUGACGGGGCAGGAGGCGCGCGACCACGCGGGCCCAGCCAUCGUGCUCUCCUACGUCGCCUCGGGCCUCUCCGCCAUGCUGUCCGUCUUCUGCUACACCGAGUUCGCCGUGGAGAUCCCCGUGGCCGGCGGCUCCUUCGCGUACCUGCGCGUCGAGCUCGGCGACGCCGCGGCCUUCGUCGCCGCCGCCAACCUCAUCCUCGAGAGCGUCAUCGGCACGGCGGCCGUGGCGCGGUCCUGGACCUCGUACCUGGCGUCGCUCGUCAACAGGCCCGCCAGCGCGCUGCGGAUCCACGCGCCGGGGCUCGCGGGCGGGUACGACGAGCUGGACCCCAUCGCGGUGCUCGUCAUCGCCGUCACCGCCACGCUGGCCAUGCUCACCGCCAAGGGCACCUCGCGCGUCAACUGGGUGGCGUCCGCCGUGCACGUGCUCGUCAUCGCCUUCGUCAUCGUGGCCGGGUUCGCGCACGCCGACGCGGCCAACCUGAGACCCUUCAUGCCGCAAGGCGUGCCGGGCGUGUUCCGGGCGGCCGCCAUCGUGUACUUCGCCUACGGCGGGUUCGACAACAUCGCCACCAUGGCGGAGGAGACCAGGAACCCGUCGCGGGACAUCCCGCUGGGCCUGCUGGGUUCCAUGACCGCCAUCACGGCCAUCUACUGCGUGAUGGCGCUGGUGCUGAGCAUGAUGCAGCCGUACACGGCCAUCGACCGCAGCGCCGCCUACUCGGUGGCGUUCGCCAGCGUGGGGAUGCGGUGGGCGCAGUACGUGGUGGCGCUGGGCGCGCUCAAGGGGAUGACCACGGUGCUGCUGGUGGGCGCGCUGGGGCAGGCGCGCUACACCACGCACAUCGCGCGCAGCCACAUCAUCCCGCCCGUGUUCGCGCUCGUGCACCCCAGGACCGGCACCCCCGUGCACGCCACCGCGCUCAUCGCCGUCUGCAGCGCCUGCAUCGCGCUCUUCUCCAGCCUCGACGUCCUCGCCAGCCUGCUCUCCGUCAGCACGCUCUUCAUCUUCAUGAUGAUGGCCACGGCGCUCCUCGUCCGGCGCUACUACGUGCGGGGCGUGACGAGCCGGACGCACGCGCUGCGGCUCACGGCGCUGCUGCUGCUCAUCAUCGCCUCGUCCAUCGGCAUCGCCGCGUGCUGGGGCACGUCGCCGGAGCGGUGGCAGGGCUACGUGGUGCUGGUGCCGGCGUGGGCGGCCGGCACGCUGGGCAUCCAGCUGCUGGUGCCCGCGGCGCGGGCGCCCAAGGUGUGGGGCGUGCCGCUCGUGCCGUGGCUGCCCUCGCUGUCCAUCGCCACCAACCUCUUCCUCAUGGGCUCGCUCGGCAAGGACGCCUUCAUCCGCUUCGGCGUCUGCACCGCCGUCAUGCUCGUCUACUACGUCCUCGUCGGCCUCCACGCCACCUACGACGUCGCGCACGGGGCGUGCGGUUGGGAGGAAGAAGACGACGGGGACGCGGCCGCCGCCGAUGAAGACAAGAAGGUUGUUGCCGCGGCAGACGUGGAGAAGGCUGAUGCGGCAGGCGGUACCCGUUAAUUAUUAGCCCAUCCAUCGGCGUCGGCGGCCUUGAAUGUCCCAUGCCGCGCGGCUGCUGACAAUUGCGGUUGGAGACGAGAGUCUUCGCCGCUGUACGUGUUCAUAUACGAACGUACACCUAUUCCACACACACACGCACGUCUCACUCAUACCACACACACAAACAGCUCUACAGCUCCACAUUGUUAGGAAAUAGAAUCAUGAAAUGUAUUCUGUUAGGGUAAUCCCUACAAUCUCGGGCGGCCAUUGUGCCGCCUCAUUGUAAUCCUCUCUGUAUAUAAAUACGUGGCUGUCCCUAUGCGUGGUAUGGCCUUCCAUCAUUGUUAA